Messenger RNA from Saccostrea echinata, 7966 nucleotides. RefSeq names its product golgin subfamily B member 1-like. The record is from RefSeq and is a predicted model, not a curated record. The transcript has 56 exons. Gene Ontology annotation, biological process: spermatogenesis. Lineage: Eukaryota; Metazoa; Mollusca; Bivalvia; Ostreida; Ostreidae. The coding region runs from base 103 to 7092 and encodes 2329 amino acids.
UUCCGCUGGCUGUGGCAGGGAAACUGACAGAUUCAAGGAGUUAAUCUACAAUAAUAAUGUUGUAGAAUAAGGUUUUUGAUUUCACUGUGUUUGAUAUUAAGAAUGGCAGAAUCUUUUUCGAUUGAAGGUGCCCGUAGCGGCCAAAUGCACUCUCUUCUUGGCGAGUUCAAGGGAUUAUAUGAGGGACGUCUCAAACGACUUGAUGAGACCGAAGUCAAAGGGGAAGAUACACUAAAGACUCGGGUGCGCAUUCUGCAGGCUUAUGUCAAUGACCUUAGUGAACAGAAUGAUGUCCUUGUAUCCACCUUAGAAGAACUAGAAAAAGAGGCCAGAGAGCGGGUCAGCUUAUUGGAGAAAGAACUAAAAAAGGCAACAACGUCAAGUAAGGAUCAUAUCACCAAAACCAGGGAGCUGGAAAGAGAGCUCCGCGCCCUAACCAUAGAGAAAACCAGAGCCGAAAACUUACUAGAGAACAAGUCCGAGUUCUCAGUACGAAUGUCCUCAGUACAGCAAACUUCCUCUUCUUACCAAAGAUCAGAACAGACCAUUUACAAUGGGGAUUUACAACAAAGAAUCCAUCGCCAAGAAGAGAGUAAUGCUCGAAUUCGGGAUGAGAACUCCAAUCUUAACCAUGAUAUUGACCAGCUGUUAACAGUGGUCAGAACUGCCAGGAACACAGGGAAAUGGGAGAUUGACAAUGUUCGAUUUCGUGAACUUUCGAAGGAACAAGUCUUUGGUGUCGUGAGGGAACCUUUAACAAGAAUAGGUAGUGAUGAAGCAUUAGAUGAACAACUCAGGAACUUGAAGGAACAGUUACGCAGGAAAGAUGAACAACUGGAGCAGCUUAGUAGAGAAGCCUCUAUUCGUUCUAAGAGGAGACCAGAGGAUGCCGAUUCCUCCACAUCUAGUCAGUCAGAUAAAGACUACACUGUCAUGCAGCUCAAAACGGACCUCAGACGAGCAGAACAGAGAGUGGAGGACCUUCAGCUAGAGGUUUCAAAUCGUGAAAGGAAAAUGAAUUCCCUACAAUCCCAGUUACAUGAUCUACACAAGGAGAUCUCAAGACGGGACUCUGAGAUCACCACACAUCAGCAAUCAAUCAAAAUGCUGCAGGAAAAACAGCGCUACCUGGCAGGGGAGAGUGGAAAGGCAGAUGAUACCAUUCGUCAGUUGAGAAAUGAGCUUUCCAUGAGCAAAGAAAAGUACUCACAAGUAUCACAUGAUGUUGGUCUUCAAGACAAAGUAAAUCACUAUGAAAGAAGAAUCCGAACAUUAGAAAAUGAGCUCCAUGAAUCCAAAGACCAGAGAAGGAAGGCCCUGGAGGAGAUGGGUAUCCUUCAAGAGAGAAUUCGGGAAAGUCAGUUAUCCACCAAAGAUCACCAUGAAGUGCUCAAGUCUGAGUUGGCUAGGAGAGAUGAUACAAUACAAAAACUACGACGAGACGUGCUUCAACUCCAGGAAAAACGAGAUGCUGCAGUUAGUGAGCUGGACCAACAGUCUUGUAAUGUCAAUCAAAUGAAGGACCAGAAAAAACACUUAGAGGACGAGAUUCAUAGACUGGAAGCUAAGAACAAAGCUUUUGAGGAUGAACUGACAUCUUGUAAGAAGGCUUAUGAUGAAGCCAGGGUUGAUGCAAGUUCAACAGUAACCAAGAUGUCGCGAAUGGAAGCAGAAAUGCAAUCUCUGCGCUCUCAACAUGCUGACUCUUUGGCACAGAUUCAGAAACUGACCAACAGCCUCCAGAAAUUACAGAUCUCAUCCAAGGACACUAGAGACUGUCUGACCUCAGAGAUGUAUGACUACGGUAGACCUGGUGUGGCAGAGAGACAUGACAACAUUGUGAAACUGAGGAAUGAGAAUCGUGAGAUUGAGGAGAAAUUGAGGGAGGCAUUAGCCUCGGCAUCUCACAGGGGGGAAGUCAUUAAACAGCUGAGGGAGGAAAUCAAACAGUACCAGGGAAGGGUACAAGAAUCUCAGAGGAAGAUUGACUCCCUGGAUCAAGAACUACAGCAGGCCAAUAGUCGUUACACUGCCCAGGCACGAGAAGUGGACAGACUUCAGACGGUCAUCCAGGAACGGGACCUGACCACAAGCCAACAGGAAACUAUACUCAAGUCGGACAUUGCUGAGAGGGAGGAAGAUCUACACAGGUUCAAGGCUGAAAUCUCAGUGUUACAUGAAAAACUGGCACAGAAUGGAAAUCAGUUGAUCAACAGAGAUGAUCAGAUUGCGAGACUGAACAAGGACAUAGCAGAUCUACAGGAACAGUUAUCUCGUAAAGACUCCUCAUUAAAAAAUCUUGACCAUGAACUCAGGAACGUUCAGGAUGAAAGAAGACAUGUGGAAGAUACUCUUUCUCGGAGGGAAAUAAGCAUCCAGCAGUACGAGGUGGAUCUUGCCCAGGUUAAACAGCAGUACAAAGAGGCAGUGGAGGAAAAUGGCCGCCUCGAGGCACGGAUCCAGGCCUUCGCCAUCAAUGCACAGAGUGAACAGGAUGUUCUUAGUUCAGAGGUCAAAAGAAGAGAGGAUGUUAUCAAGAGAUUGAAAAUGGAGCAUGUUAACAUGCAAGAGGCCAACAGUCGCUUUGAGGAGAAGGUCAAUCAACUGGAGAGAGAAUUAGACCAAAUGAAGAUGCAUCUGAGGACCAGUCAAUCAGAGCUGGACACCAAGCGAGGAAUUAUCAGUAAUCUGGAGCACAAUUUAGAGGAGUCCAAGAAGCGAGGAGCUCAUCAGCUCGACGAGAUCAAUCGUCUCGAGGACCAGGUCAGGGAGCUAAAUAUAGAACUGACCUCUGUCCAGUCUCAAGUGGAAAAGCUUCAGCAAUCAAACAACACAAAAGAUGAUUUGAUACACAACCUGAAGAAAGAUGUGGAAGGUUUACAGAAGCAGCAGAAAGAUACAGUCAGCAAGGUGGUGGUUAGAGAUGAUACCAUCCAGAAAUUAAACAAUGAAAUUGGAAAACUGAAGGCUAAGCACCAAGAAAAAUUGGGAGAAGUCCAAAAACAAGGGGAGACAAUCAGGAAGUUACAGGAGGCACUCACAAAGAGCCACAUGGAUUUGGAUGCUGCCCGCAACAAUUCUGAUGAAGAGGUCAGAAGAAGGGAUGAGAGCAUUAAGCAGUUACAGGAGGACUUGAUGGAGUCUCAGGCUCAGUACAGUGCCUGCUAUAAUGAGCUGUUGAAGGCUGAGGAUGACAUCCAAUGUCUGAAGAAUGACAACUCUCACAUGAACCAGGCAUCUCAGGCUAACUCUCAGGAAAUUGGUCAACUUCAGGACCAGCUUCACCAGAUCGAGCUAGAGCUCACCAUCUCCCAGGAGAAACACAGAACCUGCCAGAAAGAGGUAGCCAACAGAGAUCAGGUGAUACUGAAGCUUCAGACCGACCUUGACACCACACAGGAGAAGUACACAGGAUGUUUGGAAGAGCUAAAUAUAAGAGAGGAUGAGGUCAUAAGGUUGAAUAACAAGGUCAAACAGUUACAGCAGGAGAUUCGUGACCUCAAUGCACAGAUUGAAGGAGACUCUCAGAAGAUUGCUGGUGAUGAGAAAACUAUUCAGAAACUUCAACAUGAUCAGGAAAUUUCUCUCCAGGAGGUGAAAAAUCAUUUGCGAACUAUUGAGCAAUUGAAGACGGAUCUGCAGAUCUCUCGGAGCAACCACGAACAGGAAAUCCACCGUCUUCAGUCAGACAUGGAGAUCCUUUCAAAGGACUUACAACAGACAAAAUCUGACCUUAGUGAGAGUCAAAACACAGUGAUGGAACAAAGGAACUCCAUCACUAAUAUGUCAGAUGACAUCGAACGAAUGGGCAAACAGCAGGACAACAGCACAAGAGAGAUGUUGAGGCAGUCUGAAACUCUGGAGGAGCAGGAAAACAAAAUCACAGAAUUGAAACAGCAGGUGAUCAUUCUGGAAGACCAAGUGGACACAUCCCGAGAAGAUGCCCAGAAAUUGGAUGCUAAUCUGAAUGCAUAUAAACAAAAAUACAACCAGGCCCUGAACGAGAUAGCUGGCCUGGAGGAGUCUGUGAAGACCCUACAGGAACGACUUACUGAUAGUAGGAACAAAGAACUGGAGAAGGAUCAGAGAAUUGAGAGUCUGAAGAACGACUAUGAGAACAUGGAUAGGAUGUAUAAUGACACGAAACAUGAGGUACAGAAGUGUGAGGAUGUGGUGGAUCAGCUGACUCAGGAACUGAACGCAUCUCAGGAGGACCUCUCUCUGUCUCAGAAUCGAGUCCGCGAGUGUGAGGAGAAUAUCAAGAACCUCAAGGACCGCAUCAAUGACCUUACAGCUGAGUCUCUAGCAAAUGAUCAGAGGGCAAGAGCAUUGGAGAAUGAGCUGCUGACGUAUAAAGGAGAUCACAGCCACACAGAUCAGGAGUAUCUGGAGAGAGAGGAUAAGAUAUCUUCAUUGGAGAUUGAGGUAGAGGAAGUCAGAAAUGAACUGCAAAACAAGCUUCACAUGCUGGGAGACUACCAGGAUCAAAUUAACGACCUGAAGGUUGAGCUGGCAUCAGUCAGGGAACAGAAGAAUAGUGCUAUGAAAGAGAUUGAUCGCCUAGAACAAAGCAUUCAGCAGUUACAGCUGAAUUUAGCUGGUUCUCAUCAACGACACAAGUCAGAUACCAGUCGACUCCAAGAUCAGCUGGGAACUCUGGAAGCCAGUCUCCACCAAUCACAGGCCAGAGGAGCUGCUCUCGAACAGGAACUGUCUCGCAGAGAGGACCAGGUCAAGUCUAACGAGGCAGAAAUCAAGGCAUGCAGGGCAGACAUUGGAAACAAGGCUGAAGAAAUUGAAAAAUUGGAAGCUAACAUCAAAGAUUUGAAGUUGGAAGUGAACCAUCUUCAGAGUUCCAAGCAGAGAGCAGACAGUCAGUUAUCUGAAGUUCAGAAUGAGGCUGAGCAUUUGAAAUCUGAUUUGUCAGAAGCACGGUCCCAGUACAAAGACUGUGCACAAGAGCUUGCCCAUCAUGAAGAAAAGCUAAUGUUGAUGGAACAGAGCUUAAACACGACACAAGAUCAGCUCAGUCAAAGGGUCACAGAGGUCGUGAGGCAUGAGCAGAUCAACAGGAAGUUACAGGCCGAGCUCAAGACUCUGAGGGAGAGGAAUACCAGCUAUGAGGAGGAAAUCGCAGAGCAGAAGUCAAUAAUUGAUAAACUAAGGAAGGAUUUGGUGGCAGCCAAGGAGGAGUAUCACUCAGCGGUACAGGAGGGCCUGGCCUACAAACAACAGGCACACAAAACUGAGGUGGAGCUCAAGGGGGCCCGUGAACAGGAACAGAUGCUGUCUGAGCAGGUGGAGCAACAGGACAACAUCCUGACACAGCUACAACAGGAACUGAAGGCGGAGAGAGAACGUCAUGCUGACACGGGGCGCCACCUACAGAAGGCCAAGAAAGCUAACUGUGAUCUUAAGGAUGACAUUGAUAACUACCACAAACAAGUCGCAGAUCUCGCCACUACAAUUAAGGAGAAGGAUGAGCUGUUGUCUAACAUGAGAGGAGAGAUGGAGUCUAUACAGCAGAGACAGAGGAACCUCAAGGAGGAGCUGGCUGAGAGGGAGGGACAGCUGAGGGUGGCCAAAAUGAACCUCCAGACUGCCCAGAAACAGAGUCAGCAUCAUUCUCAAGAGAUUUCUAGAUAUGAAGAGACCCUUGUACAAAUGCAGAAUGACCUUGACAAGGCCCAGGAACAGUUCAGGAAAACUCAUGCAGAGUUAUUAGACAAUGAGCAGCGUGUCCAUGACCUUAAGGUUCAGCUAGCAACAGUUCAAGGUCACCACAAGGAGUCCAUGGAUCAGCUUGGAGAAAAAUCUCGCCAGGUGGCAGCAAUUAAAACUGACCUUGCCAAAUCACAACAGCAAAACCAGUCCUUGUCUGAUGAGUUGCAUGCAUUUGAGGAAAAAAUGAGGAUGAUGAAUGGAGAAUGCAAGAAGCUGCAGGAGAUGAACAAAGCUGCAGAUGAUGAGAUGCGAGCCUUUGAGAUGAAAUACCAAGAUAUGCAACAAGAGCUUAUGAAUACCCAGGACAAAAGUCGACAGAGUUUACAGGAACUCUCUGCCAGGGAGGAAGAAAUAGUAGUCCUAAAAAUAGAACUUAGCAAUCUGCAAGAAAAGUUUAAAGCCAAAUUAGAUGCGUUUGACAAAUUGAAGAAUGAUCACGACUUCAUACAGUAUAACUAUCAUUGUUCUGGGGAGGAGAUUCAGUCACUGCGUAAUGCUCUGGAGGAAUCAAGGUCAAAUGGGGACCGCCUUCACAAAGAGAGUGAACUGGUGGUUCAGAAUGUCAACACAUGGGUGCAGGAACAAAAGCUUGCAAAUGAGAAACUGGGCAACAAGAUUAGAGAGCAGAGCAAAGCUAUUAUGACACUAACAUCAGAAAAAGAACAAUUGCUUGACCAAGUUGCACAGCUACAGAAACAGAGCAACAAAAUGAAGAUAGAACUAGAAGAGAGACGUGAUGAAUCAGACAGGUUUAAGGCACUACAGAACCAUUCCUCACACCAGCAAGUUAUUCUGAAUCAGCUGAGAUCCAGGCUUGAAGAUCAUGAACAUGAUCAGGAUCAAGAAGUACAGAGUAAAAUAGCUACAAUAGAAGAUCUUCACUCUAGACUGAAACUGAAUAUAGACAACAUCCAGCAGCUAAAUCAGCAGCUAAGUACCUUACAAAAAGAGAACCAUCGUCUUAGGAAUGACCUUGAUCGAGAGAUUUCAUCCCGACAGACAUUAGAAUUACAGGUAGAAAGCAAAGACCAGACAAUCAGUAGUCUAAAAUCUCAGCUGGACGCAAAACGUCACCUCCUCAUUGAAAACAGCUCCCCACUCAAGGACUUUGAUAAACCUGAUGAUAAAAAAGACAAAAUAUUGAGGGGAGGAAUUAUUGACAAGCAAAGAGCCUAUGGUAAAGGACUAGAGGAUGCUGGGAUAUCUGAUCCACAUGCUUUAGACAAGAAUUACUGGAUCCAGAGAGUGGGUGAGCUUUCCAUCCAGUUGCAGCAAAGCAGUGAAUACUGGGCAGACAAAGUGCGUGAACUCUCUGGGCAACUGGGCAAGGCCCGAUCAACCAUUAGCCAGUCCCCCAAACCUCGAUAGUUUUAUGAUGCUAUAUGAAGUGUGUGUUUACUCACAGUUUACCGUCCAGUAGUACUAGUCGACGAGGAUUGUAGUUAUCAAUGGUACCUCUAUGCAACGUGUCAGUAUAGUCACCUUUGUUAGGGGAGUUUUGUCUUGAAUGUGUUUGUGUGUGUAGAGAAGGCAUAAUUUAUUAACAAGAUUACAGUAAAUUCGUGAAUAAACUCCAGCUGAAAUAGCUGCCAGUCAUCAGAUGUAUUAUUUAUAGAAAAAAAAAAUUCAUAUACAAUUUUUUUGUCUCUCAGAAACAUUUUAUGUAGAAUUGAUGAUUAGUGUUCAACACUUUUCCUUUUUGCCGUCCAUUUAUAUAUUAUGCUUUUGAAACAUUGUAUUUAUAAAGGUCUUUUUUUAUUACUGUAAGAAAAAUGAUAGGUAGCAACAAAUUUUUGAGAGGUUAAAUGCCAUGUUGAAUAUUCUGUGUAUGGCAGCAUAGCAUUUGUGCAGUAUUAUAUUGCUUCACAUGGGAAACUGAUGUGUAUUAUAUCAGAAUGUUCCAAGAAUUUUUUACUCUUUAGUUGGACCAAUUUCUGUUGUGUGAACAUGAUGGAAAGAGAAGCUGUGAUAAAUGUUUUUAUAUUUGUAGCUAGAAGUGCUUUUAUUUAUAAAAGUGAAUGUUGUAUUUAUUAUAGAUCUGUAUAACUGCAUCUGAUAUUUUGCCAGAUUUUUUUUUAAGUACCAUAGAUGGUUUUCCUUGAAUGUGAAAUUAUGGUUUAUGUAAUAAAAUGUAGCACCAAUUUAUUUAACAGGAAUGAUUAUUUUCCCUGAAAACAUUGUCCCGCUUUUCAUAUAUUAUAUACAUACAUAUUUUUAUGAAUAAAAAAUUCAACACCAUAAU